Molecule: messenger RNA, 1416 nt
Organism: Jaculus jaculus (lesser Egyptian jerboa)
Lineage: Eukaryota; Metazoa; Chordata; Mammalia; Rodentia; Dipodidae
Gene: Sergef
Product: secretion regulating guanine nucleotide exchange factor
Source: RefSeq, a predicted model, not a curated record
GAGCGGGCGCGAGAGCAUGGAGCGCCCUCCGCGCGCCCGGGAGGCCGUCCCCGCCGCCGCCGCGCUCUUCGCCUGGGGUGCAAACAGCUAUGGGCAACUUGGCCUUGGACAUAAGGAAGAUGUGCUUCUCCCCCAGCGGCUGAAUGACUUCUGUAAACCUGAGUGUGUCAAGAGGAUCACAGGCGGAGGGGGCCACUCUGCACUUGUCACAGAUGUCGGAGGUCUUUUUGUCUGUGGCCUGAACAAAGAUGGGCAGCUGGGGCUUGGCCACACAGAGGAGGUUCUGUGCUUUACCAUCUGCAAGCCCCUCCUUGGUUGCCCCAUCCAGCAGGUGGCUUGUGGCUGGGAUUUUACCAUUAUGCUCACAGAGGAAGGCCGAGUCCUGUCGUGUGGAUCCAAUGCCUUUGGCCAGUUAGGAGUCCCUCACGGACCUCAAAGAUGUGUGGUUCCCCAGACUGUUGAGCUCCUGAGAGAGAAGGUGGUUUGUGUUGCUGCUGGACUGAGGCAUGCGUUAGCCGCUACAGUGAGUGGCAUCGUGUUCCAGUGGGGGACAGGUUUGGCAUCACCUGGACGACGCUUGUGUCCUGGGCAGACGCUCCCAUUGUUUAUCACUGCAAAGGAACCAAGCAGAGUGACGGGCCUGGACAAUUCCACAGCAGUGAUUGUUGCUGCUGGAUCUGGUCACUCAGUGUCAUUGUCAGAUGCAGGAGAGCUGCAUGUCUGGGGCAGUAACAAGCACGGGCAACUGGCCUGCCAGGCUGCUUUCCUUCCUGUGCCCCAGAAAAUAGAAGCAUGCUCUUUUCAGAAUGAAAAGGUCACUGCCAUCUGGAGCGGGUGGACGCACCUAGUUGCUCAGACAGAAACUGGGAAAGUGUUUACCUGGGGACGAGCAGACUAUGGUCAACUCGGGAGGAAGUUGGACUGCCAGGAAGGCCAGAAGCUAGACCAGCAGGACCCCUCCCUCCCCUCCUGUAGACCCAAGGACAGUACACCUUCGCCUCUGCACGGCCUGACGGGAGCAGCCGAGGUUUCUUGUGGCUCAGAGCAUAAUUUGGCAGUAAUUGGCGGAGUGUGCUGCUCCUGGGGCUGGAACGAGCACGGCAUGUGCGGCGACGGCACCGACGCCAGCGUCUGGGCCCCGAAGCCCGUGCAGGCUCUGUGGUCUCCAGGAAGACUCCUCGUGGGCUGCGGGGCCGGCCACUCGCUGGCCCUCUGUCAGCUUCCAGAACACCUUGCGCUGGGCCAGGAUCCCAAGGUCAUCCGCCCAUCUCCUCGUGCCACAGAGCACACUGAAUCUCAGGACAUCACGGAGAGAAACUGGAAGGAGGGAGAACCAGGGACAUCCACCCAAAGCCACUGUGACAGAUCCAGAAAUGGGACUUUGAUGGAGAACCUUUAAUAAAGUGGCUGUCCCAC